Messenger RNA from Columba livia (rock pigeon), 4417 nucleotides. It is a transcript of the gene FOXE3, whose product is annotated as forkhead box E3. The transcript has a single exon. NCBI's taxonomy places the organism in Eukaryota, Metazoa, Chordata, Aves, Columbiformes, Columbidae. Gene Ontology annotation, molecular function: DNA-binding transcription factor activity, RNA polymerase II-specific; RNA polymerase II cis-regulatory region sequence-specific DNA binding. The record is from RefSeq and is a predicted model, not a curated record. Gene Ontology annotation, biological process: regulation of transcription by RNA polymerase II; cell differentiation; anatomical structure morphogenesis. The coding region runs from base 477 to 1652 and encodes 391 amino acids.
CUUUGCUGCUGCGGCACCAAACUCGCCCUGCUUUGGUGGUCGAGACUCGUUUAGUUUAGUUUUUCUUCUGGAAGGAAACUUCAGUUAAAAAGUAAGAGAAGCGUCCCGAAGAACGGCCCGGGAGGGGAGCCGGCCGCCGCGCUGGCACCCGGGACCCCGGGGGAGGGACCGCUCAGGGGCAUGGCUGCGAAAUCCAGCCCUGGGGAGAGGCUGUGGGAUUUAGCCAUGGGAGCCAGGACCCCUCCCCAGGGGCCUCCUCCUCCGGCCGGGGGAGAGCGGCCGGGGCGGGCCGGGCACCGCAGUCCCCUCCGGGGGGGCGGCAGCCCUAUAUAUUGCAAAGCGACUCGGGACCGACCUCCCCAUCGCCGGGAGCCGUCGCGGCGCCUGCCCCCCCGCUUCCCCUCCCGUCGGGGGGGCUCUUUCUCCCGCUGCCGCCGCGCCCCCCUAUCCGAGGAGGAGGAAGGCGACGGCCGUAUAUGAACGCUGCCGGAUUUCCCUGCCUGCCAGGCAUGUGCACGCUGCCGGCGCCCAGCCCCGCCGCCGCGGCCAGCCCCGGCUCCCCCGGGCCGCCCCGGGGGUCUCCAUCCGCCGGGCAGGCGCCGCCGGUGAAGCCGGAGCCGCGGUGCGGUGCGGGCAGCUCUCCCCCGCCGCCGCCGCCGCCCCCCGAGGAACCGCCGCCCCCCGCCGGGGGCCGCCGGAGGAAGCGGCCGGUGCAGCGGGGCAAACCCCCCUACUCCUACAUCGCCCUCAUCGCCAUGGCCAUCGCCAACGCUGCUGAGAGGAAGCUCACCUUGGGUGGCAUCUACAAAUUCAUCACUGAGCGCUUCCCCUUCUACCGGGAGAACCCCAAGAAGUGGCAGAACAGCAUCCGCCACAACCUCACCCUCAACGACUGCUUCGUCAAGAUCCCUCGGGAGCCCGGCCAUCCUGGCAAGGGCAAUUACUGGACGCUGGACCCGGCUGCAGAGGACAUGUUCGACAAUGGGAGCUUCCUGCGCCGGAGGAAACGUUUUAAGCGCACCGACAUCACCACCUACCCUGGCUACAUGCAAAACUCCAGCGCCUUCACGCCUUCGCCCGCUGGCCGCCCUGCAGCACCGACAGCACCCUACCCCAACACGCUCUGCUCACCCGGCUAUGGCCCCCAGCUCUCCAGCACUGUCUUCCACCCCUAUGGAGCCGGGGCAGCACCACCGGCACAGCACCCCAGGAUGUUCAGCAUCGACAGCCUCAUCAGUGGGCAGCAGGCCCUGCAGCCCUCACCACCUGCCGAGUUGGGCCAUCCAUCGCUGGGUUUGCCUGGGGCUGAGCUGGCUCCCGCCUGCUCCACCAGCAGCUCUGAGCCUCCCUGCUUCCAGCCGCAGCCUGUAAGCCCUGGCUUGCUGGGCCGUGCUGGCCCCAACACCCUGGCUUACCCCUACACCGCCUCGCCCCCCCACCUGCCUGUAGCACAGGGCAGCUACUCGCCUGGCAGCCCACAGCUCUAUGGGGCUCCCAACAGACUGGCCCUGCCAGCCAUGCGUCCCCCAGCCUGCGCCGAGCAUGGCGAGCAGCUCCUGGGGCUCUCUGCUUCACCCCUCAGCCAGUUCGGCUCCAGCAAUGCCUACAUGAGGCAGCCCAAUUUCCCCACCGGCCUCGAGCGGUAUAUGUGAUGGGGUGGGAGGGGGCUUGGCUGGACAUCCCACAGCUCCUACAAGCAUCUCUGGACACACAGACUUCCUCCAGCUGUGGGGAUAGGCUGGGGUGGGGUUGGGGGUCCCCAGCCUCUGGCUGCAUGCAGACACACACCUGCGGCGGAACCUGACUCCUCUCUUUCUCAGCUUAUUUUUAACUGGAGGCAAGGUGAUCUAUUUUUCUGCCCUAUCCCCUACUGGAAAAGGUGCUGUCUGGCUACAUCUGCCCAGCAGGGCUAGCCAUGCCCGGGGCUGUCCCUUCCACACAGCCCGGCCCCGGGGAUGCUGUCUGUGGCGGGGCACCCCGGGGCACCCCUGGGGUGAGGAGGAGCACACCCAGGAGGUGGGUGCAUGGUGUAAUGUUCAGGAACUGGCUCACAAAAGGGCUUUCUCCUCUAUUCCCUGAGUGCCUCCUGAAUAACUGGAAUGAAAGUUACUAAAAAAAAGAAGAAAACAAACCACUAAAGCAAUUCACUGGAUUUUAAAUGAAUAUUUAUGAUGUUUAUUAUUUCCUUCCCAUGUAGGAAAACAAACAAACAAUGAAACACCCCAACUGCUUCUUUUUACUAUUUUUAAAGAUAACCUUUAUUGUUAGAAAGGGCUUUUUUUAAAUAAAACUUUUCCUUCCAACAUGUUCGGUGCCACCAUUCCUCUGGCUCUGGCCAGACCGUGGUGGGAGAAAAUCAUCAGUCUUGUAACUUGUGGGAGAUAGACUCGUGCUGCUGUUGUGACACUUUCGCAUCUUACAUUUUUAGUGACACUUUCUAAAUCUGUCUGGUUUAUUAUUAUAUAUUUUUAAGUGAAUGGUAACUCAGCCAUGCGAAGCCUGCAAUAAGCUUUCUGUCACCUACCUGCAAAGUUUGCUCACACAGCUCUUGCUGGACUCAGUGGUUUCCAUUUGUGUAGCAGGGAACGCGUCUUCCCUCUGAGGAAUCCCUUGCAGGUGAAAUUCUGAUUGAACACAUCAAAUUAGGAGAUUGUAGCUUUCCUUUCUAGCAACAAAAUCAUUGAAAAUUCCAAGCUGUUCACUGGCCAGGCUGCUGCUAUUUAUUUACAGCAAAACCAGCCAAACUGUCUCACCAGAUUUGAAAGCAGAAUUCCCCAUCCCUAGAUUUAUCUUUCUUAAAAUUUAAACAUCCUCUGGGUAAAACUGACAAGCCAGGAUAUCUCCCCUGUUUUUCAAGCGUGUCCUCUGAAGCAGAGUGGUUUCUUGUAGUCACUAUUGCAACUUCUUUCUGCUUACGGAGGAGCUGGAGGUGGGUUGAGCUUUAAUGUAAAACUGAGCAUCUAAUUUCACAGCUGAUGGUCAUGACCAAAAGCUGGGCAUACAGGUGGGUACCCAAGGGGCUGGAUUUUGCCCACAGCUGGAUAGCUUGUAGCUUUUCAUUCUUUUAUCCCGUGUGUUCUGUAGAAACUGAGAGUGCAGUUAAUAUGAGAGGUGAGGGAAGAAAAUGCUUUUUAUUCCUCUUGGCCUCCUUAACACUGGGGCUUCAUCUGUCUCUAAAACCUGGCCUGGCUCUGGUCUGCUGCCUUCAGCUGAGCCGCUGGGCUCUGGGUCUCCUCUCUGGUCCCUCCAGCUUCACCUUUUUAGCGUUCAUGCUGCUUUCAUACUGCUCCUAGCAGCAGCUCCUGUGCAUUUCCCUGAGUAAUACCCUGCUCAGAAAGGUUGUUGCGAAAAAACUUAUCCCUUAAAAUAAUUUAGCUCUCUACAGAAAAUAUCUAUAGACAGAGAUCUUCUAUCUAAUGAAAGUAUGCAAGGUGCCGUUCCUGUAUGUAACAUGCUGUCUGUAUAGAUGGACUGGAAGGAUGCUGAAAUAAUUGCUUGCAAGGACAGACAGUAGAAAGGAUGCUGUCAUAGCUCACAUUCAUUCCCAGGGCCUGAUCCUGCAAUGUUUCACAAGCAAAAGCAUUUUUGAAGUCUUGCCUAAAUAUCUAGGGGGUCAGAGUCAGACACAUCCAAAGUGCUGGGUUUGCUGGCGUCCCUCCAGCAUCGCCAAGUGCCAUGCUGGGACUCUGCUGGGUUUGCACUGCGAGCAGGAGAGUGUCUGAGGUGGGGGAGAACCAUGUACUGACAUAGAAGAUAAAUGGGUUUGGGUGGAGAGAGCGGGCAGGAGAUACUGUGGUUCUACCUGAGUGGGACACACCAGGAAGAGGUGGUUGAGAUGGAACAUCUCCUAGCGGGCUGAGCCCACUCCUCCCCACACACCCAGGAGCCCUGCAGCAGUGGGAGCUGGUGUCAGAAAGGGCUUUCCAAAUUCCUGACAUCUUUGGGUGUUAACUCAAGUGCUGGUGGAGCCAGGGGUGCCUGAAGGGCUGGGCUGUGACUUGCUCCUGACCCCCAGUCACCUGCACCCUCCUGCCAUAGCACUCUUUGGAGAGCAGCACCCCGUUCUGGAUCUGGGGGUUCUGCAGGAGAGCCCUGUGGCUGUGCAAGAGGGGUGUCCUCAGCCAAGGGGGCUCUGGUGUGAAGCAAGAGUGGGCUGGAUCCCUGAAAACCUGGCUCAGAGGGAGUGGACAAGCCCACCCCAGGGUGUCAGGACAAACUGGUGUGCGACGUUGGGUUGCACAUCUUCCCAGCGCCCCGCAUCUCCCCAUCUGCCAGCCAGCCCCAGCCCCGAGCCCCCUGCAAGGGGCAAUAAGCCACCCUCGCCAUGGGCCUUAUGCUGCCAACGGGCUGGAAAGGACAGGGAACAGGCCCCUUUUCUUCUUUUUCCUGCAGAUAUCAGUCUUCACACGCAUAAACC